Messenger RNA from Gongylonema pulchrum, 216 nucleotides. The record is from the annotation of a GenBank genome assembly. Lineage: Eukaryota; Metazoa; Nematoda; Chromadorea; Rhabditida; Gongylonematidae.
AUGGAAAAUAUGUUUGAACUCCUCGCUGAAGACAUUGAGGUAACUGAUAAACCGGAUGCACCACCACUAGAAGUCCGGAAUGGUGAUAUCGAAUUUGAUAACGUACAUUUCGGUUAUACUCCCGAAAGAACAGUCCUACAUGGAGUAUCGUUCACUGUUCGAAAAGGAGAAACCGUUGCUUUAGUGAGAUUUUAUCAACAUUCACCAGCAUUUUAG